Messenger RNA from Apiotrichum porosum, 2709 nucleotides. RefSeq names its product kinase-regulated stress-responsive transcription factor skn7 (gene SKN7). Gene Ontology annotation, molecular function: sequence-specific DNA binding; DNA-binding transcription factor activity. Gene Ontology annotation, biological process: regulation of DNA-templated transcription; phosphorelay signal transduction system. The transcript is spliced from 7 exons. NCBI's taxonomy places the organism in Eukaryota, Fungi, Basidiomycota, Tremellomycetes, Trichosporonales, Trichosporonaceae. The record is from RefSeq and is a predicted model, not a curated record. Bases 1 to 2709 code for a protein of 902 amino acids.
AUGUCGCGCCAACCACCCUCCCAAGGAGGGUACGGCCUCCAACCCAUGUAUCACUCGGGCAACGCGCCGCCGCCGGCCCAACCACCCAUCCAAGGCUACUCGGUCGACCAGUACGGCUACCGAGCCCCGUUGCCGCAGCACUCCCACUUUGCUCCACAGGACAGCUACAAUGCCGUGGCAGGAUCGAGCCGUGACUCGCACCCGUCGCUGUACAUGCAGCCGCGCGCACCAGGCGGCCACCCGGGCGCGCACCCGGGAGCCGUCCACCCAGGCCAAGGCCACCCGGGACAUGGGGGCCAUGCCGCUGCUGCUGCUGCUGCUGCCGCGCAUCAUGCGCAGGCUCAGGCUCAGGCGCAGGCUCAAGCGCAGGCGCAAGCUGCCCACGCACAGGCCGAAGCGGCCGCACGCUCGGCGUCGGGAUCGUGGGGCCACAAAAAGACCCAGGACGACUAUGACGGCGGCCAAAAGGAGUCGGCAGCGGGCGGGCAAGGUGGUGGUGGUGGUGGUGGCGGCGGCGGCGGUGGCCAGCAGCCUGGUCCCAGCGAGUUUAUCAAGAAGCUCUACAAGAUGCUCGAGGAUGAGAGCGCGCAGUUUGGCCGCGGCAAGCCUGCUGGCGCGCCCCGCUCCAAGGGCGAGUCGCGCGGCAGCGUUGGAUGGGGUCGCGGCGGCACGUCCUUUGUCGUCUGGGACAUGAAUGAGUUUACGACAAAGGUCCUUCCGCAGACGUUUAGGCAUUCCAACUUUUCCUCGUUUGUGCGCCAGCUGAACAAGUAUGGAUUCUCAAAAAUCAAACACGUGGACGAGGAGACUGGCCAGAUAAAGGAAAACGUCUGGGAGUUCCAGCACCCCAGCUUCCAGGCUGGUGGCAAGGCCGACCUCGACAGUAUCAAGCGCAAGGCCGUCGUUCCCAAGAAGGGCACGGCCGAGGAUCGCGAGGCGUCACCUGCUAUUGGGGCACGCAGCGGUGGACUCAAUCCAGAUGACCAGGCUCGCGUGCUGGACCAUGACAACCGCCUCAGCGCCCUCGAGGAUUUGCUCUACAAGACCCAGAGCGAGCUCACCGAGUCUCGCUCCCGCGAGCAAAACGUAAUGAGCCUCUUGCGCGAGGUCGUGGGCCACGUCGUUUCUGUCGACAAGGGAUCACCCACGAGCGAUCGCUGCCUGCGCCUGUACGAGUAUGCCAACCAGGUGCUCAAUCCCACGCCGCCCACCGGGUUUGUUGGCGGCGUUCCCCCAUCCGGAUACCACCACCAGCAACAGCAGCAAUACCACUCGCGCCCCGUGGGCUACGGCGCCCUCCCGCCGUUCCAGGCCUCCCAUUACGGUGGGUCUACCGCGCCCGUCGGCGGUCCUGUCCACCCGGGACAGGCCCCACUCGCAGCCUCGCCUCGUCAAGAUUCGCUUCGUUCAUCCACGGAUGAACACAGCCCUUCGUCACGAGCUGCGGUCGGCGCCGCCGUCCGUCGCGACCAUCCAAAGUCUGCCGACGACGUCAUUGAGAUCUCUUCUCAGCACCAGCAGCAGCCCGUCUACAGCACCGACCAGGGUUUUGGCAGCGCGAGCCGGCAGAGUGGCUGGGUCCCAGAGGCAAACGGUUCGGCCCGCGCGACGUCUCUUCGUUUCGUGGUUGAUUCGACGCCCAUCCCGCCCCAGCAACCGCAAAUGGCCUCGGUCGUGCCUGUUGAUGAGCAUGAGCCUCUCAAGGCCGGCGGAGGUGGUGGUCAGGCGGCUGCCCCCGUUGGCCCUCCUCCUGAGCCUGCCACGAUCGCCUCUGCAGCUGCCGCGGCUGCGGCUUCUGCCAACGCCGAGGCGAGCUCGAGCAGUAGCCUGGCCUCCAACGGUGCCCUUACCCCGCGCUCUGCCGCCAAGGAAAGCACCAUGGGCAAGGUGUCUUGGACGCAGGCGCCGCGUAUCCUCGUCGUUGAAGACGACAUUGUCUACCGCCAGCUGAGCUCCAAGUUUUUGCAAAGGUUUGGUUGUAUCGUCGAAACAGCCGAAAACGCCCAGCAAGGUAUCGAAAAGAUGAACGAGACCAAAUACGACCUCGUCCUCAUGGACAUCUUCUUUGGCCCCAGCAUGGAUGGUCGCAAGGCUACCAGUUUGAUUCGCCAGUUUGACAUCUUGACGCCUAUUAUUUCAAUGACAUCGAGCGUCCAGACAGACGAUAUCACCUCGUACUUGCAGUCGGGUAUGAACGACGUGCUCGCCAAGCCGUUCACCCGCCAGGGUCUCUUCCUCAUCCUGGACAAGCACCUGAUCCAUCUCAAGGCUAUCCAGAUGAGCAACGAAGUGCCGCGUUUCACGGGCCUGCCGCCUCAGUCGGACCAGGGUAUCCAGGACGCCCUCAUGACCAGCGCUCAGCAGUGGGAGAUGAACGGCGGCGACGUGGACGGCCUCUCCAACCCCUUGGCAGGCAGCGGCUGGAGCGACGACACGUACCAGCUCGUUCUGCAGCAAUUCCUGGCUACGGGCACGAUUCCCGACCAGAACGGUUUGCUCAACGGCAUGCCCACCACCACGACGCCGAUCAUCGCCGGCGCCAACUCGGCCAACCUCGGGGCCAUCACCGCCGCCAUGGGCGGAACGACGUCGACGGUCUUUGUCCAGGACCCAUUGGCGUUUAACAGGAAACGCAGUAUUGAGGCGGUCGGCGAUGACGAGUGGGAGGAACAGGCCAAGAAGCGCAACCUUGGCAACGACAUGGCCUGA